Molecule: messenger RNA, 418 nt
Organism: Dentiscutata erythropus
Lineage: Eukaryota; Fungi; Glomeromycota; Glomeromycetes; Diversisporales; Gigasporaceae
Source: the annotation of a GenBank genome assembly
UUUUGAGAUAAUUCAUCCAGGCAGAGUGAGACAUCCUCACCUAAAUACUCACAAACAAGCUAAGCUUGCAAAUAAUCUUCUAGUUAACAAUAAUAAUAAUAAUGACAACUUUAAAGAUUUGCCAAUUAAUAAUAAUAGUCUUGAAGAUGAUAACAUAAAUAGCAAUUUUGAAAACAUUUCUAAUAACAAUAGUAGUAAUGAUCUUGAAGAUAUAUUAAUUAACAAUGCUAAGCUUGAGGAAAGCCUCAAAGAUAAUAACAUAGAUGGCAAUCUUGAAGACAUUUCUAGCAACAAUAGUAGCGAUAACCUUGAAGAUAUAUUAAUUAACAAUGUUGAGCUUAAGGAAAGCAAUGACGACUUUGAAGAUAGUAAUGAUAAUCUUCAAUUAAUAAUGACAGUCUAUUUACUCAAAAAAUAG